CCAAGACUACCUACCCUGUUUCUAGACCUGUCUCUGCAGCCAUCACCCAGGGAACCAAUCCCUGAAGAAAGAGUUUUCCCUUCUCACCACCACCAACUGCUGACCAACUGCCACCAACAGGCAGCUCCGGAGACAUUGCUUCCUGGAGCCAGAUCCUAGGACACUGCCAGGAUGAAGACCCCUUCUUGGCUCCUCUUCUUCCUCAUGCUUCUCCUCCCCCAGGAAGGAGAAGCAGAAUCUGGAGAGGAUCCUGAUAUAGAAGAGAUCAUGGCAGUCCUGGGAGAGUCAAUCAUUCUCCCCAUGAACAUCGCAGAAGGUGAACAAAUUGAGGAAAUUUAUUGGAUUUUCCAAUCAGUUCUUGCCACCAUUAAAGAAGUAGCCCCAGGAGAGCCACCCACCAUCACCAUCUCUGACCCUCGCUACAAGGUCCUAGUGAAUAGCCCUGACCAACUCUACUCCCUGCAGAUCAGCAACCUGAGCAAAGAGGACGAGGGAACCUACAGAGCAAAUAUAGUCACUGAGGACCCUCUGAGCACCAUCACUCGGAGGUUUACUCUACGCAUCUACCGACGACUUCCAAAGCCUAAAGUCACCAUAUACUUGACGAUCUCUGAGGAGUCCAUGUGCAAUGUCACCUUAAAAUGUCACGUGGAUGGGAGAGGAGAUGAUGAGGAGUACGCCUGGACACCCCUGGGACCAAGGACUGUUGUUUCUGAUGGGGGCUCUGCCCUCCACCUAUCCUUGAAGCCUGGAGACAGUGACCUUACUUGUACAUGCAUAGUCAGAAACCCCGUCAGCCUCAGUUCCCACUCCCUCCAAGCCAGGCAGUUCUGUACAGGCCCCAGAACAUCAUCUUCAAAUUCAUGUUCCCCCCUUGCAAAGGGACUCUUCAUUCUCUUACUCCUAGGGAUUUUAACGGUUGGGAUUAUUGUAGUUAGCAUUCUAACAAAAAAUAAAAAGACAAUCGCAAGAAUUCACAGGGGGAUGAAGCUGAGGAAGAAUGUGAAGCAAGAAAAAAUGCAGGCAAAGGAGUUUCCAACACCAGAGCACACCCCUGAAUGAUCGACAGGUCCAGGGUCUGGGCCCUGGAUGGGGAGCCCCAUCCUACCCCCUUCCCUUGCUGUGUGUUUCUUCUUGGGGAUCCUUGCUGGGAAUUCAUUCUCAGGGACUUUUCUCCUUCCUCAAAGACUUUAGGAGAGCCAUCAGGCGGGAACCCCAAAGGCUCUUGCUAUCUUAAGAAAAAGGGUCAUGCAAUAAAGUGAAACCAAGUGAAAAUGACCAAAAAUGCUCUUUUUAUCCCAUUCCCCCCUCCCUAAUCUUUAAAAAUUAUUUGUUAUAGAGAUGGCAUUCUGGGUGAGAGAAGGAGAGGGAGAUGCUGGGAAAUGUAGGUGAUGCCCCAAAUAAAAGAGAACAACAUAGCAAUGGGGGAAAAAAAAGGAAAAAAAUCAGAGAAGUUUUGCCCCAAGCCUGUCAGUCUGUCCUCUGUCCUCUGGUGGGACUGGACUUAAUUGAAAACUAUUCCCCUAUUCUAUCCUGGUCUCUUAUCCUUCUUGCAGCAUUUCCUUCCCAGGCUUGCUAGGCCAAGCUAACAAUCUGGGAGGAAAAGUAAAUCUGAGAAAUUCAUUUACAUUAAGUGUUAGUGGCUUAAUGUGCUAAUUCUCCCAAGAGAACUUACCUUUAAAAAGAUAACAGGGAAUAAUUCUGAACAUGGUGCAAGGAAUCUUUAAGAAAGGAAUUUUAACCUAGAGAAGGAUGGGAACCUGGAGAGAGAAGAUAUAACUGUCAGUCUUUCCUGGAGUUAGGGUCUCUUUGCCUCUUCAACCCCAGAAUCCUUCUAACUCUAGCAGAUAUGCCCACUUAACCUCCACCCUUGGGCUCAUCCCUUCUUCCUGCCUGUGGACAAUUCAAUUUGUGGGGAAAAUGCCAGACAGGAAGGGAUCAGUAAUAUCCCCUCCUCCCUGUCCUUCUUUAUCUGCUCAAGCUUCCUUAGCUCUACUGGGUGCUGUCAUGACUUAGAAGCAGCUGUUAGCAUCUCUUGUAAUGAUUAGAAUGACACCACCUGCUGGAGAGCUACUGUAGGAAAGCUCUGCCAUGAGGAGAAGGCAUCUGAGGGCAAGCCAUGCGAUCAGGUCCUUGGCGUCAGGAAGUGACAUUUGCUCAUGGGUACUGUUGAUCAAAGCUACCAGCCAAUCAACUUGAGGAGCCUCCCAUUUCUGGGAGGAGGAGGACAUGAAGUAGGAAGGGGGCACUGGCGGAGGGGUUUCUCCUCUUUUGGUUCCUGACCUCGCCAUGGCGGGUUGGAUGAUGGGGUCUCUUAGAAAUAGUUAGAUUUUUACCUUUCUCUCUUAUCCUAAUGCUCUUUAAUAAAUACUUCAACACUUAAAUACUCUUGCUAAAGCUUAUAGUUUAUUGGCAACCACUCAUUAAAUGUUUUAGACUAGCUAGAAUUUUAGACCCUUACACUCUCCUGGCCUCUCAAGACCUUUUGAUCCUCCACAUCUUGGCCAAAUGUGGACAAAUCUCUCUUCCCCUUAGUUCUGUUGAAACAAAGAUGGAAUUAUUCAAAUGGCGCCUUUAUUCAGAGGUUAAGCAAGACAGCCCAAAUCCCCAAAGACCUGCUUAUGUGACUCCCCUUUACCUAUCAAGAUGUAAUGGGAAUUUGUGGUUUCUUUUUAUUAUUCUGGACUCAAGGCCAUUCCCCCUGCAAUUUUUGUUUAACUAAAAGUUAAUUUUAAUUUUAAUAUUAACCUCACCUGAACAAAAGCCUGCCUUUGGGAUAUAGAAAUUUAUUUAAGAGCCUUAAGCAAUCCUCAGAUAAGAAAAGCCAGAGGAAGAAUUUCAACUGUCCCUGACUCCUUGGUGACAUUCUCCUCAAGCAGCCUAUUUGUGAAUCUUCUAAUUGUAGUUUAAUCUGUAACCUGAUUGAGUUUCCCUAGAGAGUUCAUUUGACUUGGUUUGUUUCCUAGAGAAUGUAUGAGAUUACGACUGUUUAAGAUUGUUCAACUUUUGUGACUGAAGGAAGUUUAAGAUCAGGGAUCCAUCUUCUCUUUAAGUCUUAUGGCUUAAGAGGAAUGUACAAGGUCGCAACAUGUAAAAGAAUUCUUUCUCUGUCAUGCUGUUGUAAUUUUCCCUACAAAAGGCCUAGUAAGAAUCCUAAUCAGGGUUGAAGUAAAUCUAUACUUGAACAUAAUAAUGAAACCUAGGUUUUUACCUCCAUAAUUUCUGCGUUAUAGUAGAUGUAUUUGGCAGUAGUUACCUAUCACAUGAACUCAGAAGAGAUUUCUUCCAUAACAGAGAGAUAGGGAUGGGCCCUGUGAUUUCUUUGGCAUAAGGUAUUUCUGAUGAGGAAAUUCCCUCUACUAAUGAAGGUUGGCACCUCCUUUGUAACUUUUAGCCUUGGAGAAGUACCUGUUCUCUAGGCCCUAGAACAUGGAGACUGUAAGUGAUUUACUUGAGAGACAGCAUGAUAUAGUGGGACUUAAGAAUCAGGAAGAUGUGGUUUUGAAACUCAUUUCAGAUAUUUAGGUAACUAUGUGACCCUGGGCAAAGUCACCAUCCCUGGGCCUCAGUUUCUUCAUCUGUAACAUGAGGGAGGUGUACUUGACCACUUCUAUAGCUUAGUCUCUAUGACUUUCCUAGGGUCAUGGUAUUCGACCUUAGGUGGGGUUAGACCUUGGGCCUUCUUGGUUUUGAUGCCAGCUCUCUAUCUAUGCUACUUCUAAGGAUAUACUGAAGACAGCUCUAUGGGCUUGUUAAAUUUUCAGUGUGAGCAUUUGCACCUUGGAAUCUGCAAAUACUGUGAAUCAGAGCUUGAUUGAUUGUUUUGUUAAUUGUCUAGAUUUAAUCUUAUUUCAAUCUAACUGCCCAACUUUAUUUUAUUCAACUUCCUUUUGUGUACCAUAUGUUCAAAUAAACUGGAUUAUUUUCUGUGUCUGUAACUUCACCCUGCCCGCGCUAUUCCUGUUUCUACUAUUCUCUCAUGACUAGCAGGGUCUCUCUCCCACUCAUCUCUGUUGAAAUGUGUAAGGGUCUAGAAUUCUAGCUAUACUGUCUAAAAUAUCUAAUAAGUGGUCACCAAUAAAUUAUAAGCUUUAGCAAGAGUUAGACUUUUAAGCAUUUAUUAAGGAGAAUAAGAAUUUGGUAAAG
Molecule: messenger RNA, 4146 nt
Organism: Dromiciops gliroides (monito del monte)
Lineage: Eukaryota; Metazoa; Chordata; Mammalia; Microbiotheria; Microbiotheriidae
Gene: SLAMF9
Product: SLAM family member 9
Exons: 5
Coding region: 172-1062 (296 amino acids)
Biological process (GO): T cell activation
Cellular component (GO): external side of plasma membrane
Source: RefSeq, a predicted model, not a curated record